GCCAGUCGCUCUGGGAAGGGCUGGUGACCUCACGCUGGGCGGGACUGAGGCCUUUAAACCCGGUCCCUGUGCCGCCGCUGCGCCCGGCCUCGCAGCCUCGCAGCCUCCCAAGUCCGUCUGUCCGUCCGAGAGGUGGGCGGGGCGGUUCCUUCCCGGACUUCAGGAAGGGCACUCACGCAGCGGACCAAGCAAACUCCAGCCCGCAGCUGAGGGUCCACAGCAGGAGAGAAGAUGCGGGCGCCCAUUCCAGAGCCCAACCCUGGAGACCUGAUUGAGAUUUUCCGCCCCUUCUACAGACACUGGGCCGUCUACGUUGGUGAUGGAUAUGUGGUCCACCUGGCCCCCCCAAGUGAAAUCGCGGGAGCGGGGGCGGCCAGCCUCAUGUCCGCCCUGACCGACAAGGCCAUAGUGAAGAAGGAGCUGCUUUAUUUUGUUGCCGGGAAAGACAAGUACCAUGUCAACAACAAGCAUGACCAGAAGUACUCCCCGCUGCCUCCCAGCAAGAUCGUGCAGCGGGCGGAGGAGCUGGUGGGGCAGGAGAUGCUCUACAAGGUGACCAGUGAGAACUGUGAGCACUUCGUGAAUGAGCUGCGCUACGGAGUCCCCCGCAGCGACCAGGUGCGUCCUCAGCCCGUGUCCCUGUCCCCAGGAGCCAGACCUUUCCCUCCGCUGACAGUGUCCGGGCAUCCGUGUGGGCGCCCGGGGUGGAGGUGGAGGCACAAAGGAGUCAAAAUAGCAGGGACAGAAUCCCUGCCCUCGAGAGAGUGACAGUCGGGGUAGGGC
This is a messenger RNA of Myotis brandtii (Brandt's bat), 783 nucleotides long. Its product is annotated as HRAS-like suppressor 3. NCBI's taxonomy places the organism in Eukaryota, Metazoa, Chordata, Mammalia, Chiroptera, Vespertilionidae. The transcript is spliced from 4 exons. The coding region runs from base 232 to 768 and encodes 178 amino acids. The record is from RefSeq and is a predicted model, not a curated record. Gene Ontology annotation, cellular component: cytoplasm. Gene Ontology annotation, molecular function: glycerophospholipid phospholipase A1 activity; A2-type glycerophospholipase activity. Gene Ontology annotation, biological process: N-acylphosphatidylethanolamine metabolic process.